Drosophila busckii is the source of this 2963-nucleotide messenger RNA. Its product is annotated as periodic tryptophan protein 2 homolog. Gene Ontology annotation, cellular component: small-subunit processome; Pwp2p-containing subcomplex of 90S preribosome. The record is from RefSeq and is a predicted model, not a curated record. The coding region runs from base 61 to 2886 and encodes 941 amino acids. Gene Ontology annotation, molecular function: protein binding. Gene Ontology annotation, biological process: maturation of SSU-rRNA from tricistronic rRNA transcript (SSU-rRNA, 5.8S rRNA, LSU-rRNA); ribosomal small subunit assembly. Lineage: Eukaryota; Metazoa; Arthropoda; Insecta; Diptera; Drosophilidae. The transcript has 10 exons.
GCACGUGUUUGUGCAUGCAAUUUAAAAAGUAAACAUAGUUGUAUAUUAGAAGUUUUUAAAAUGAAGUUUUCUUACAAAUUUUCGAAUUUGUUGGGCACCAUAUAUCGAAAUGGAAACUUAGUCUUUACUGCGGAUGGAAACACAGUUAUCAGUCCUGUAGGGAACCGGAUUACACUAUACGACCUCAAAAACCAUAAGUCGCGCACAUUGUCAUUGGAAUCUCGAUACAAUUACACAAACCUCGCUCUUUCCCCAGACGGUUGCUUGAUGAUCGCCGUGAAUGAAAUCGGAGAUGCACAGCUUAUUAGUAUGGUCUCCUGUACUGUGAUACAUCGUCAUAAGUUUCAAACUGGAGUGCAGUGUGUUUGCUUUAGCCCGGAUGGAAAUUACUUUGCUGUAGGACGAGCGAAUUUAGUAUUUAUUUUCUGUACACCGGGCGAAAUUACUGGCGAGUAUAAUCCGUUUGUGUUAAAGAGAAGCUUUCUUGGAGGGUAUGACGACAUCACAUGGUUGGAUUGGUCAACAGAUUCAAAACUGCUAGCCAUUGGUUGUCGUGAUAAUUCGACGAAGAUAUGUGCAAUCAAUCGUGUUCGCAACUUUCGGACCUAUAAUUUAAAUGGUCACACGGAUGCUAUAGUUUCAUGUUUCUUUGAGCUAAACAGCUUUCACUUGAACACCGUGAGCCGUAACGGUCAACUCUGUCUGUGGGAGUGUAGCUUAGAACCUUCCGAUUUGACUGAGGCUGAUCAGAACACACAACCGGAGUGCAAGCGCAAGACUGCAAAGCAAUUGGGAGCGCAAGAUGAAUCCGAAGACGAUAUCGAAAAUGUGAUUGAAAAACAAAUUCAGCAAAAUGAUAACGAUGUGCUUCAAGAUGAUUCAAUUAAUGGCGAGAAAAUCAGAAAGGCACAUCCCUUUUACUACAAAAAACUCGGUCGGCAUUACUUGGCAAAUGAGCCACGCAAGGAGCAGCACGAUGCGUUGUUAACUGCUGCCAAUUACAACCGAAAGACCAAAGUACUCGUUGUUGCUUUUAGCACAGGCGCCUUCUACUUAUAUGAGCUGCCAGAUGUAAAUUUAAUACAUUCACUUAGCAUCUCUGAAUAUCCUAUAUCGGCAGCCCUUUUUAAUUAUACUGGCGAUUGGGUUGCGCUGGCAUCGCGUGAGAUUGGUCAACUGUUGGUUUGGGAGUGGCAAAGCGAACAGUAUAUUAUGAAGCAGCAGGGACACAGUAGUGAAAUGACUUGCAUCGCGUACUCCCCAGAUGGCCAGUAUAUUGCCACUGGUGGCGAGGACUCCAAAGUUAAGCUAUGGAACACGCAAAGUAGUUUCUGCUUUGUAACAUUCGUUGAGCAUACUAGUGGAGUAACCGCAGUGCAGUUCAGUCGCAAUAAAAAGUUCUUGGUCAGUAGCUCAUUGGAUGGAACAGUGCGAGCAUUUGACGUUAUUAGGUAUCGGAACUUUAGAACAUUUACGUCGCCAAACCCAGCACAAUUUGCCUGUGUCGCCGUAGACUAUUCCGGUGAUCUAGUUGUAGCAGGAGGGCAGGAUAUUUUCGAUAUAUUUUUAUGGUCAGUCAAGACUGGAAAACUACUAGAAAUAAUAAGUGGUCAUGAAGGGCCGGUCGCCUCAGUUGCCUUUUCGCCUAUUGCAACUUCAUCAACCUUAGUUUCUGGCUCCUGGGACAAAACCGUUAAAAUUUGGAACUGCCUAGAAAGUAACAGUGAGCAUGAAACAAUCGAUACACUUUCUGAUGUGACAUGUGUGGCAUUUAAUCCUACCAGUGAUGAAAUCGCUGUUGCGACUCUCAGUGGUAACAUAACCAUUUUCGAUAUUAAAUCUGCAGCUCAAGUGACAACAAUCGAAGGACGUGCCGAUUUGGGCAGUGGUCGUUUGGAGACUGAUAUUGUAACUGCCAAAAAAAACGCUGGCUCUAAUUAUUUCUCUACCAUUGAAUAUUCGGCGGACGGACAAUGUAUAUUGGCUGCUGGAAGAUCGACAAACAUUUGUAUAUAUCAAGUGCGUGGAGCUAUCUUGUUAAAAAAAUUCACGAUAACUCAAAAUUACAGCCUAGACGGUUUGCAUGAAUUUAUCAAUCGGAAGCAUCUGAGUGAAUUUGGAAAUAUGGCCUUGGUGGAACAGCGCGAUGAGUUUGAGGGACGCAAAGUAACAAUACGUUUACCCGGUGUACGUAAAGGUGAUAUGUCUUCGCGACGGCUGCAACUCGAGGUGCGCGUCUAUUGUGUACGCUUUGCACCGACAGGACAAGCAUUUGCUGCGGCAGGAACUGAAGGACUUUGCAUAUAUGAACUUGACAAGGGAGUUGUCUUUGAUCCGUUUGACUUGUCGCUGGAAGUGACACCCAAGGCGGCACACGAGGCUCUAAAAAAUCUUCAAUACACAAAAGCAUUAGUCGUGUCCUUGAAGUUAAGUGACUCUAAUUUGGUUACAUUAGUGCUUGAGCGCGUACCUUAUAAGGAUGUUGAACUAAUUUGCAGCGAUCUGUCUCCGGAGUUUGUACAGCACCUGCUGCAUCAUUUGGCGGAGUUACUACAGAGCACACCACACAUUGAGUUUUAUUUGUACUGGUGCUUCUGUCUGCUGACCACUCAUGGCUCCCGUGACAGUGUCUUCCAACAUACUGCUCUUCUCGAGUUGCACGAAAAUAUUUCUCAAAAAUACGAAAUGAUAAAUAAAAUAUGUGACUAUAAUAAAUACACAUUACUUGUGCUUUUGGAUAAGGCAAAUUUUCACGAAAAUAAGUUGAAUAUUGAUGAUGGUUUUCCACAUCCCAACAACGAGGAUAGUGACUAUGAGCUGCUCCUUAUUAAGCACCAAGAUAAUCAAGCAAUGGAAUGUGAGAUAAGUUAUGAUAGUGAAGAAUAGUUGAAUAAAGAUACCAAUGAGAACUAAAAAAUGUAUAUUUCAAAUUACCACAUUAAAUCUUCCUAAAUUAUGAUGAU